UUCAGUCGCCUAUAUGUGACAGGCAAGUGGCCCAAACUUGUUUCUCCUCUUUCUCUCUCUUCAGGAAGGCACUGCGACAACACCGUGUCUGAUUAUUAUCCCCGUUCUUCGCACUUGAAACCCGGCAAAAGAAGACAAAAUGCCGAAACCGAUCAACAUCAACGUCAACACCAUGGACUCAGAGCUGGAGUUUGCCGUCCUGCCUGCUGCCACCGGAGAAGUUGUGUUUGAGCAGGUGGUGAAAACAAUUGGUAUACGUGAAAUCUGGUACUUUGGACUUCAGUACAUGGAUGGAAAAGGUUACCUAACCUGGCUCAAAAUGGACAAAAAGGUGACACAACAGGACGUGAGGAAGGAUAACCCGCUGCACUUUAAGUUUCGGGCCAAGUACUUUCCCGAAGAAGUGACCGAGGAGCUCAUCCAGGAUUCCACGCAGAAGCUCUUCUUCAUGCAGGUGAAAGAGAACAUCCUGAGCGACGAGGUUUACUGUCCACCCGAAACGGCAGUGCUGCUCGCCUCCUACUCUGUCCAAGCCAAGUAUGGAGACUACAACAAAGGAGCCCACCGGCCCGGAUACCUCGCUGCUGAACGUCUGCUUCCACACAGAGUUUUGGAGCAGCACCAGUUAUCCCAAGACCAGUGGGAGGAAAGGAUUCAGGUGUGGCACGAGGAGCACCGCGGGAUGCUGAAGGAGGACGCCAUAAUGGAGUACCUGAAAAUCGCCCAGGACCUGGAAAUGUACGGCGUCAACUACUUUGACAUCAAGAACAAGAAGGGCACCAUACUGUGGCUGGGAGUGGAUGCACUGGGACUCAAUAUUUAUGAGAAGGAGGACAGGUUGACCCCAAAGAUCGGCUUUCCCUGGAGUGAAAUCAAAAACAUCUCUUUCAAUGACAAAAAGUUCACCAUCAAGCCCAUCGACAAAAGAUCACCAGACUUUGUGUUCUAUUCGCCGAGACUGCGCAUAAACAAACGCAUCCUGCAGCUGUGCAUAGGCAACCACGAUCACUACAUAGGCCGACGUAGGCCCGACUCCAUCGAGGUGCAGCAGAUGAAGAAUCAGGCCAGAGAGGACAAGCUACAGAAACAUAAGGAAAGGGCACAGCUGGAUCGCGAGAAGAAGAAGAGGGAGGCGAUCGAGAGGGAGAAGGAAAUGAUGGAGCAGGAGAAGAAAGACAUGAUGUUGAGGCUCUACCACUUUGAGGAGAAGACCAAGAAGACGGAGAAAGAUCUGCAGGAACAGACGCAGAGAGCCAUGAUGCUGGAGCAGGAGCGUUUGAAAGCCCACCAUGAGGCCGCUCGCCUGGAGUCCGAGCGCCAGUCUGCCCUCCUGGCUAAAGAGGCACUGGCUCGCCAUGCCCAGAGUCAGAUGAAGGGGCAAGAGGAGCUGGCUUCAGAGCUGAGGGAGCACACAGCCAGGAUCAGUCUGCUGGAGGAGGCCAGGAAGCGCAAGGAGAGCGAGGCCGACACAUGGCAGCAAAGGGCCAAGGAGGCCCAGGAGGAUCUGAUGAAGACCAAGGAAGAACUCAACAGGGUGAUGAUGACGGGGCCGGCGCCUCUGCCAUCGCUGCCUCCGCCUCCGCCUCCACCUCCGGUUCCUGGCCUGUACGACCAACCCUACGAGUACAACAGCGACAGCGAGGGUAGCAACAGCUUGCAGGAGAGCAACAGCAUGCACCAGAGGAACAGCAUGCACGACAACAGCAGCAGCAUGCACCUGAGAAACAACAUGCACGACAACAGCAGCAGCAUGUACGACAGCAGCGGCAUGCACCAGGGGAACAGCAUGCACGACAACAGCAGCAGCAUGUACGAGAGCGGCGGCCUGCACCAGAGAAACAGCAUGCACGACAACAGCAGCAUGUACGACAGCAGCAGCAUGUACGGGGGAGGCGGCAUGUACCAGGGAGUCGGCAUGCACGACAGCAGCACCAGCAUGCACCAGAGAGGCGGCAUGCAUAUCAACAGCAGCAGCAGCAGCAGCAUGCACGAGGGAAACAGCAUGCUCAGCGCUGACCUGGACUUCGAAGGCAUAAACGAUCACCGCAAGGAGGAGACUCGCCUGACGGAGGCCCAGAAGAACGAGCGUGUUCAGAAACAGCUGAGGGCGCUGACCGCCGAGCUGGCCCACGCACGCGACGAGUCCAAGAACACCAAGAACGACCUCCUCCACUCCGAGAACGUGCGGGCCGGCCGAGACAAAUACAAAACCUUGCGGCAGAUCCGGCAGGGCAACACCAAGCAGAGGAUCGACGAGUUCGAAGCCUUGUAAAUAAGGUACCCGCGACUCUCCGCGGCCUCGUACUUCUAACCCUUCCUGAUUGCUCGCUCGCUUGUUGUGGAAACUUGGUGCCAAACUGGUUUAUCUUCUUUGUGUCAACUACAGCAAGUCACAAAAUAGCAGCGAGCACUCAGAAGGGGCAACACAAUGUUGUGUUUCAUACAGUAAAUUCACGCCUAGUUUGAAUAUUUAUUAAGUACACGGGACAUUAACAAAAGGGUAUAACAUUUGGUUUGUAUAUUUUUGCAAGCUAAUGACGAGAAUUUAUAUAAACAUAUAUCGAAAACAUGUUCCUUGCUUUUAGUUUCAGAUCAGUAGAUGAAAUGGAAUUGUAAAUUAUUGCGCCGCUGUUUUUUAAAUGUAUCAUAAUGCAGCAACAGGCCGUUAGAUGACUUCUUGGCUGACAUCAGGAUGCACGCUGUCUUUUUGUGGCCUUUUUGUGGGCAAAAAUCCCCCAAAAAUGAUUUUUUUUUU
Messenger RNA from Nerophis lumbriciformis (worm pipefish), 2755 nucleotides. It is a transcript of the gene ezrb, whose product is annotated as ezrin b. The record is from RefSeq and is a predicted model, not a curated record. NCBI's taxonomy places the organism in Eukaryota, Metazoa, Chordata, Actinopteri, Syngnathiformes, Syngnathidae. Gene Ontology annotation, molecular function: actin binding. Gene Ontology annotation, cellular component: cytoskeleton.